Messenger RNA from Gossypium raimondii (Peruvian cotton), 1039 nucleotides. Its product is annotated as protein MAIN-LIKE 2-like. NCBI's taxonomy places the organism in Eukaryota, Viridiplantae, Streptophyta, Magnoliopsida, Malvales, Malvaceae. The transcript has 6 exons. The coding region runs from base 358 to 885 and encodes 175 amino acids. Gene Ontology annotation, biological process: meristem development; meristem maintenance. The record is from RefSeq and is a predicted model, not a curated record.
CUCCAUUUCAGCCUUACAGCAAGGUCUUUGGCCUGCAGAGGUUCCGUGAAUGUGAGCUGAUCCAUGGACGUUGGGACAUGUUGGCUACUCUAAGUGCCCUCACUAUUGAAUGACUCACUGGAGUCACUUGGAAAGAUGCUGGAAAGGUGAAGCUUGUUGAAGGAUCAUCUUACCUAGGCUAACCCCUUCCAUUCCCCAUGACAACAUUGAUCUGGAUCAAAGCGUUGGUGAUUGGAUACAUUGAGUUCCAAAGGAAUGCAGAGCUUGACCCUGAGAAAAGGAUGUACCUUGGUGGGAAGUACUUCGACCCUCUUGUCUGUGGCAAAUGGGUGAAGAUUGAACAAAAAUGCUUUAUCAAUGGUCAAGCGUCUAAUCCGUCUUGAUGAUAAGCACAUCUCCAUCACUCAAUUGCAAAUGUUGAUCGAAACAUACUUGAGGGAAGAUGGUUUUUUCCACGUGGCCUACUUAGGCCGGGGGUGUAAGUUGGACUCAAAACUCAUAAGUGUGUUGGUGGAGAGGUGGAGACCAGAGACGCACACAUUCCAUCUUCCAUGCGGUGAGUGUAUUAUCACUCUAGAGGACGUGCAGUUACAGUUGGGGUUCCCAAUGGACGGAUUGGUAGUCACCGGGUUUGUUCAAUCUGCUAAUUGGGGGACUGUCUGUUAUGAACUUUUGGUUGUGGUACUAGAGAUGAUUACCGGAGGUUGGAUUGAAAUGGCCUGGUUACGAAAUAAUUUUGCGGAGCUGGCGGAGCAUUCUACUGAAGAGAGAAGAGUACGAUACGCUCGGAUGUACAUCCUUCAGAAGGCUAUUCGAUUGAGAGUCGGGAACGACAAGGAUUCAUCUAGCCGAAAACACAGGAAUGGCAUGUACAUAGAGGCUUAGACCCAUGAAGAUAUUGUAAUUAUUUGUUCCACGUUAAUUGGUGACAAAUGUAUUUGAAUUGGAUUAUUUAUAAGUUAUACUUUGAUACUUGAAAUUGUUGAGUAUGACCUUGUGAUGAAUGCGAGUUUAAAUGUUGUUUGAAUGUGUUUAAAAA